AUGAGGAACAAGCAGGUGAUCCUGAGAGACACCGUCUCCGGCUUCCCCAAAGAAUCUGACAUGCAAGUGACCACUGGCAGUACAGAGCUGAAGCUUCCAGAAGGUUCUUCGAGUGGUGCGGUUUUGGUGAAGAACCUCUACUUGUCCUGCGAUCCAUAUAUGAGGGGCCGUAUGACCAAGCGCCAUCCCGGCGACAGUUAUGUCAACUCCUUCAACCCCGGUUCGCCUUUAACUGGAUAUGGAGUGGCUAAAGUUCUGGAAUCUGGCGAUCCCAAGUUUAAGCAAGGCGACUUCGUUUGGGGAAUUACCGGGUGGGAAGAAUAUAGUGUCAUCACUGCAACAGAGGCCCUGUUUAAGAUUCACAACACCGAUGUCCCUCUCUCUUAUUAUACUGGAAUUCUGGGUAUGCCUGGAAUAACUGCUUAUGCUGGUUUUUAUGAGGUUUGCUCUCCUAAGAAAGGAGAGACAGUCUACGUUUCAGCAGCAUCUGGAGCAGUAGGUCAAUUAGUUGGGCAAUUUGCAAAGUUGUUGGGUUGCUAUGUUGUUGGGAGUGCUGGAAGCAAAGAAAAGGUUGAUUUGCUGAAGAACAAGUUUUGUUUUGACGAGGAUUUCAACUAUAAAAACGAACCUGACCUUGAUGCAGCUUUGAAAAGGUACUUCCCUGAAGGAAUCGAUAUAUACUUUGAUAAUGUUGGGGGAAAGAUGAUUGAUGCAGUGCUACUAAACAUGAGGAUGAAUGGCCGAAUUGCAGCUUGUGGGAUGAUCUCACAGUACAACCUGGAGCAGCCUGAAGGUGUACACAAUUUAAUGUCUCUGAUCAUGAAACAGGUCCACUUGAAGGGCUUCCUGUUUCUUGAAACGGUUCUGCCUGCCAUAAAAGAAGGGAAGAUAACCUACGUGGAAGAUGUAGCUGAAGGCCUUGAGGGCGCUCCAGCAGCUCUGAUCGGGCUCUUUGCAGGCAACAAUGUCGGCAAGCAGCUGGUUGUAGUUUCCCGAGAGUGA
Molecule: messenger RNA, 1002 nt
Organism: Prunus armeniaca (apricot)
Lineage: Eukaryota; Viridiplantae; Streptophyta; Magnoliopsida; Rosales; Rosaceae
Source: the annotation of a GenBank genome assembly